CGACUGCUGACGAUUGACGAUUACCAUUGUUUAUUUUCUUGUGCUAAUGAGAAAUUUUGGGGGAAAAUGGCGUCUGGCAAAACGUUAACAAAAGGCAAAAGCGGGCUGCGAAUGCUCCCAAAUGACGAUAAAGAUCGCUCUCCUUUCACGAUAGAGGAACCACCGUGGCAACCGGACGAAAAAGUUUGUGUAUUUUCGUUUUUAGCUUGCGAAUUUUUGGUCAAACACUCAAACGUAUUAGACAAUAAACGUAGUGUUCAUAUGGUUGCCUGUGGUGUUUUGCUAGAAUUUUUUAUUGAAAUGUCUUGUUUUUAGUAUACCUCGUGCGUGAAAUGUAAAGGUUCUUUUGAUUUCUGGAAAAGAAGAGUGAGUGUGAAUGUGUUGAUUCAGUAGGCCUGAUUGUUCUUGGCCUGAUAUUGUAUUAGAAGCAAUUUGGUCAAAUCAAAUGAUUAUGAUAUUUAGCAUAGACCCCUUUCCUUUUUUUACAUUUCACUGGCAGGCAAAUGUCUUUAAAAAGCUCACGAGAGAGCUUCAUAAUUGUGCAUUGUAGAAACACAAUUGAGAACAUGUUCUUUUGUUUCAUUGGAAUUUGCCUGCCAGAGAAAGGUAAACAAGGCAAGGGUCUGUUAAUUAACUAGUCUAUAUGGUUGGCCAAGUCAGGCAUGGAUUGACACUGGAAUGAAUGGGCAUGCCUCUUCACCACAUGACGGCGAUUGCACAUGGUAGUGAUGAACAUCAAUCAUGGUGACACAUGGCCAACGCUCUCCCCUUGAUGAGUAAAAUUGUCUGGCGUUAGACAGUAAAAUAAUUAACCCAAACCUAUUUGCUUUUUAUCCAAACUGAAAGCUUAACCUUUAUUUCCAUGUUUUAGCAUCACUGUAGAAGAUGUGGCAAUGUAUUUUGCGGGACGUGUUGCGAUCAGAAAGUUCUUCUACCGAGACUAAAUUUUGUUGAUCCAGUGCGAGUGUGUGAAGAAUGUGCUGUUGUGGCAAAGAAAGAAAAUGAAUUUUUUGAUAAAUCAUUAAAAGUCUUGAUUCAUGGUACUGAAUGACUGUCAUAUUGGGUCAUUCCAGAAAACAUCCAUAUCUCCCCCACAAAGGAAAUUGGAUGUUAACCCUAUCCCCCUUCGGAUGUCCUAAUACACUUACUAUUAUCAGAAACAAAUUUUUCUCCCCCUCCAGACGGCAGAAAUUUCCACCAGACGGCAGAAAUUUCCUCCCUAGGGCAGGGUGGAUCUUUUCUGGAAUGACCUGUUGAAGUAAUAAUCUGCCUUGCUUUGAAAAAAGUUAGAGUUAUUAUAACCUUAACAAGCUGAUAGGGUGCAACUAGGUGAAAAAUAUAAGGAUAAUUUUGACUUUUUUGGAGUGAAGGCCCUUGAGAUGAAGCUAUAAUUAGCAUUUGGCUGCCAUCUGCUGCUAUAAUGCUUUAUAAUGAAACCUACCUACAGUAAAGCAAUUAAAUCAACAUUCCCUUUCAGGGGCAGAUUUUUAUGUUGGCGAAUCUUCAGAAGAGACAGUACAUUGUAAACUCAAUCACAAAAAUCACAGGUCUGAUGCUGCAAAAUAAUUACUGUUGCAUUCAAAUUGGUUAAACAUUAAAUUUACAUUGCAAUGUAUGUGAGGAUAGUCAUUGUCAAUAAUGUUUGUAUUUGCACAGAGAAAUCUUAGUUGGCAAAAACCAUGAUGUCAUUGAUUUGACCAAAUUAAUAACUGUGAAGACUAUAUCUGACAAUCCUGAGAGCCAAGGUAAUUUGUUGGUGUGUUAUUUUUGGUUUUGUCUGUUGUUAAUGUUAUGUUUUGUCGUUUUUGUUGUCAUUGUUGCUACUGUUGUUUGGUGUCAUCUGUUCAUAGUGUUGUUGUUGUUGUUACUGUUGUUGCUGCUGUUGUUGUUGUUGUUGCUGCUGUUGUGGCUGUUGUUGUUGCUACUGCUUGGUGUCAUCUGGUCAUAGUGUUGUUCUUGUUGUUGUUGUUCUUGCUGUUGUUGUUGUUCUUGCUGUUGUUCUUGCUGAUGUUGUUGUUCUUGUUGCUGUUGUUGUUGCUGUUGCUGUAACCUGAGAUCAGACUCUAUUUUACAAAUAAUAGCCUGACACAAUCCUUAAUCUGAUCGCUUUCCACCCACAGCAAAGUUCAUAUUUAGUAUCCUAUCAAAAUGUCGCAGGAGAAAUUUAAAUUUCACACAACGACAACAGCAAUCUAAUUAUAGUUGUGAUCACUAUAUUAAAAUAUAUCAACAACAAUAGUAUAAUCUAAUUAGCACCAACCAAUCAGAUGACAGAUUAAAAAAUCUUUUGUCUCAUAAACCAAUCAGAUUUACAACCGCAAUACGGUUGUAAAAACAUGGACUUUUGUUAAGGUUUGUAUCAGGCCUAUUUAUUUAUUUAUAGGCCUGAUUGCAGGUUACUGUUGCUGCUGUUACUGUUGUUGUUGCUAUUGUUGUUUGGUGUCAUCUGUUCAUAGUGUUGUUGUUGUUGCUGCUGCUGCUGCUGCUCAGUGGCGGAAAUUCACUUUUUCCAGUGGGGGGGGGGGGCAAAGCUUCCUAAAUUUCCGACAAAACUUUCAAAUUUCCGACGUACCCCCCCCCCAUUUACACUCGAAAAGACUGUUUUUAGCCCUCUUUUGGGGUCAAAAUUUCCGAAAAUUCGUCAAUUUUCCGUGAAGGUGGGGGACGGCCGCCCCCCUGCCCCACCAAGAUUUCCGCCACUGCUGCUGCUGAUGUUGUGACUGUUGUACUUGUUGUUGCUGCUGUUGUUCUUAUAAUGCUGCAAAAUAUUGCCUUUGUAGGUUCAACAUUGCCUGUAGUCACAGGUCUGAUCUUCAAAUGUAAGAACGAGAGUAAAAACUCGCCAGAAACGAUACAACUUCGAGCUCUGGAACCUCUACAAGACGGCAGGAAGGCGUCACUCAACUGGAUCAUUGCCAUGCAGAAGGUACAGAAAGGGGUGUCAACUGAUAGCUGACAAAUCAUGAAACAACAAUUAGGACUGUUCGGUAUACCGAUAUACCGAAAAUAUCGGUAUUAAAUCAAUAUCGGUAUAUCGGUACCAGAUAUUCAAACAUACCGAUAUACCGACAUUUUGGAUAUACCGGAAUUUUUUGGUAUACCGUGUUAUAUUUACCAACUAUAUGGCGAAACCAUAACCUUUAUUUUACUACUGGAUGGCAAUUCAAAGAAUUUUCUACUGCAAUGAUUUAGAAUUUCCACUUCAGUGAGAUUUUACACUGAGUCUGAGUACGUGCAUGUCGUUCGAAACAGCUUCGAAAUUAUCGUUUUCCCUUUUAGACUCAAACUUCCAUUAAAGAAUUUUCCUUUAUAAUUAUCAAAGGAAAACCGGUAUACCGAUAAUAUCGGUAUAUUUUUUUCGGUAUACCGAUACCGGAAAUUUCUCAUACCGAACAUUCCUAACAACAAUUUGAAACUGCCAUCAUACAACAGUUCACCUUUACUCUUUAGAAAUAAAUGCUGAUCAUGUACUUUUAUCUUAAUUUCCAGGGAAUAAAGAUCUUGUUCGAAGCUGGGAAUUGAGAAAACAAAAGUGUAUUAUCGAUCGACUUGGUGUAAUGAACGUAGUAAAUGGACUUGUUUUUGAUUUGGUUGAUACACUGUGAAUAUAUGUAUCUCAUACAUUAUCUAAUACUGACCUCACUGUCCUGGAGUUGGAAAAGGCGCGGUCAUAUGGUUAUUAUGGGACACCAAUUAUGUUCUGUGUCUAUGGCAUGGGAAAGUCGGGAUUUUUAAGACUAACACAUAAUGACAUAUUACAAUAACCAUACUAGUUUAUAAGAAUAACUGUAUAUUGCUAUAGUGUAUUGAAUAGCUGUGCGGAUAAUCUAGCUUAAUUGAAUGAAAAAGAUUUGUAAAUGCUUCAUAAGACAUAAAUGAUAUCAAUAAAACCGCGCUUCUUGGAU
This is a messenger RNA of Paramuricea clavata, 3905 nucleotides long. The record is from the annotation of a GenBank genome assembly. NCBI's taxonomy places the organism in Eukaryota, Metazoa, Cnidaria, Anthozoa, Malacalcyonacea, Plexauridae.